This is a messenger RNA of Cololabis saira (Pacific saury), 1153 nucleotides long. RefSeq names its product fibroblast growth factor binding protein 2b (gene fgfbp2b). The transcript is spliced from 2 exons. NCBI's taxonomy places the organism in Eukaryota, Metazoa, Chordata, Actinopteri, Beloniformes, Belonidae. Gene Ontology annotation, molecular function: growth factor binding. The record is from RefSeq and is a predicted model, not a curated record. Bases 78 to 860 code for a protein of 260 amino acids. Gene Ontology annotation, biological process: cell-cell signaling.
GCCCUUACACAUCUUAACCUUUGGUGCAGACACAGAUUUCAUCCUAUUUCCACACCAGUCCCACACCCAGCACAGCCAUGAGGGCCGGGAUAAGAAUGUUGCUGCUGCUUUUGGCGACAACUGUUUCUGUGUCAUUUGCUCAAAGCAGCAAUAAUAACAACAACAACAGGCAGCAGCAGCAGCAGCAGCAGCAGCAGCAGCAGCAGCAGCAGCAGCAGCAACAGCAGCAGCAGCAGCAGCAUCAACAGCAGCAGCAACAGCAACGCAGCGUCUGGGAUGAGCCCAUCAAAUUCAAUACCAAGGCCAAAGACUCAUGCACCAUGGUGGUGACCGGAAUGGGGAACUAUACUCGCCUGCGCGUGUCCUGCAGGGCUCCGACCCAGACGACAGGACGCUCCUACUACUGCGACUUCCAGGGCAAACCUAGCCUGUGCCACCCUUACAACCGCAACCCUCGCCACUACUUCACCCAGAUGAUGUGGGAGCUGAGGAAGCUGAACAACGCCUGCCAGGGAGCAAAAAUCUACCGUCCGCACAUGUGCAAGACAUACGCCGACGAGGUUCAGAUGACCUUCAUGACCUCCUGGCCAAAGACCGCCGCCGUCAAGCCCUCCAAGCCUGUGCAGGAGCCACGUAAACCUGCGGCACCAGUCCAAAUCAAGCCUGCCGAAUCCCUGAAACCUGGGAAGCCUGUCAAACCUGGCAAGGGCUCCCAGAGCAAGAAAACCACCGCCAAGCCUGGGAAGACCACCACUCAUCCCACAGAGCAGCCCGACUCCAAAGCCUCCCGCAUCGCGUCUGAGUACUGCUGGAAGAGCUUCCAAGGCAUCUGCUCCUUCAUCGUGGGCUGGUUCCAGUAGUGAGACUGCACUGCAGAAACACUGAGGUUGGAAUCACCAGCAAUCACCACAGUCUCCUGUCACUGAACUGCCUGAAUUCAGUCUACAUCUGCGUUAACAGAUGGUGGAGGAUUUGAUUUGAAUGUCAUUUCUAAAUCUACAACACAUGCAGCGAGCCUAAAGGGAAACAUGACAGGCAUGUGUUUCUAUUUUUAUGUGAUUUUAAAGUCUUUUAUGCAUGUCACAUAAAUGUUUCAACAGCAUGUACUCCAUGUAAGAAAAAUGUGAAGAAUAAAGUUAGAGUGGUAACCUGU